AUGGAACCGUUCGACACGGAGCCCGCCGGCCUGCUCAUCCACAAGGACUUCAUCUCCCCCGCGCAAGAAGCCGCGCUCAUCCAACUUUUCCAGACGGAGCUCACAUGGCCGGAGCGCAAGGGCCGGCGCUCGCUGCACUACGGCUACACCUUUAGCUACCGGACCUUUGCGGUGGACCUGGACGUGCCGUACGCGCCGUUUCCGGGGUGGCUGACGGCGCUGCUGCCGUCAGACGAGGCGGGCGGCCCGCGGCGGCCGCCGGACCAGGUGUGCGUGCAGCACUACCCGCCGGGCACGGGCAUCCCGCCGCACGCGGACACGCACGGGGCGUUUGACGACCGGCUGUACGCGCUGUCGCUGGGGGCGCCGGUGGUGAUGCAGUUUGGGCGGGCGGGUGGGCGCCGGGUGGACGUGGACGUGGCGCCGCGCAGCAUGAUGCUGAUGCGCGGCGACGCGCGGCUGCACUGGACGCACGGCAUCCGCGCGCGCAAGACGGACACGCUGGGCGAGGUGCGCCGGCCGAGGGGCGACCGCUGGAGCAUCACGUACCGCUGGCUGCGCGCGGGCGGCGAGUGCGAGUGCGGCGACGAGGCGCUCUGCGAUACCGCGCAGCGCAGGGCCGGCGUGGAGCGCGCGUACCGCUGGAAGGAGCAGCUGCAGGCCGGCGGCGCGGCGGCGCCCAAAGAGGAGCCGUGA
Molecule: messenger RNA, 696 nt
Organism: Cordyceps militaris CM01
Lineage: Eukaryota; Fungi; Ascomycota; Sordariomycetes; Hypocreales; Cordycipitaceae
Product: Oxoglutarate/iron-dependent oxygenase
Exons: 1
Coding region: 1-696 (231 amino acids)
Biological process (GO): oxidative demethylation
Molecular function (GO): demethylase activity; oxidoreductase activity
Source: RefSeq, a predicted model, not a curated record